Linum trigynum is the source of this 480-nucleotide messenger RNA. Lineage: Eukaryota; Viridiplantae; Streptophyta; Magnoliopsida; Malpighiales; Linaceae. The record is from the annotation of a GenBank genome assembly.
AUGACUGUCAAAAGAAAACCAAGAAGAUACGAGCAAAGGGCGAUACCAACGAACAAGCGAGUGGAUGGCAACACUAUGGGGAGACAGGGAAACCGCUUCCAUGCCUUUCAAGAGAAAGACGUAAGACAGACGAGCGCAAAGGUUACUGAGAAAAAGAAUAGUGAGACACAUGCAAGAAAGAAUCAGCAGGAGGGAGUGAAGCAAAACGCACCGCCCUUGGAUGGAAAUAAGUCAAAUGCUACUAUCCGGAAAAAUGUGCCUAAUAAUGCUGCUACUAAACCUGACCCAAAAAUCAAUGUCGGAGGCAGUAUCAAAGUGGAUGGGAAGGGAGUACAAGGUAUGCAAGAGAGAGAUGCCCAUGCAGGCCAUGCAGUACACGUACCACCGGGAGCGCAACAGAACAAUGGCAAAAGCUCCACCGUGAACAAAUUAUCUACGCUGAAUGGUGUAGGGAACCUAUCCCCUUCGAGGAAUAAAUGA